CGGCGGCGGCGGCGGGGUCGGCGAUGGCUUUCGAGGCGCUGGCGGAGGCGGCGGAGCGAUGGUGCGCCCGCACGCCCUUCCAGCUCAUCGCCGCCGAGGAGACGGAGCGGCGCAUGGACUUCUACGCAGAGCCCGGCGUCUCCUUCUACGUGCUCUGCCCGGAGGCCGCCUGCGGCGACAAUUUCCACGUGUGGAGCGAAAGUGAGGACUGCUUACCUUUCCUUCAGCUUGCACAGGACUACAUCUCCUCCUGUGGGAAAAAGACACUCCAUGAAAUAUUGGAAAAAGUCUUCAAAUCCUUCAGACCUUUACUUGGGCUUCCAGAUGUUGAUGAUGAUGCAUUUGAAGAAUAUAACGCAGAUGUGGAAGAAGAGGAGCCAGAAGCCGAUCACCAACAGAUGGGUGUCAGUCAGCAGUGAUUUUCUGAGAAGCUAUAAAAAAAUUCGGAAGCCUUUGGUACCAGGUGGGGUCAGGUGGUCCCACGUUAGCCUGUUUGAAUUAGCACAUCACAAGGGGAUAUCUGGCUGCCAAGAUAAAAAUUUUACAAAAAAUGGUUUUAAAAAAAUAAUAAUAAUCCGUGAUGAGCUUUGCUAAGAAGUGACCUGAAUUUUGCUCCUGCUUCAGUGGGUUUUCUAUGGAAUUGUCUUGGUAGCAUUCUGCCGUUAUCGGUCUAGAAGUAGUUUUGUCGCUGACUUGUCUCUUCGAUUUGUGUUCGAGAGUAGUGUUUGCUGACAUGAAUGUAGAGUACUGAGAAUGUAGGAGGCGUGUGGGGAGGGUGCUGAGUCCUCACCCGUGACCUUUCCAAGGAAACCAGCGCAGAGAGCAAACACCAACUGCGCUUUUCUUUUUAGUUCAACAGCUAUAGGUUUUUGACAAAGUACCAAACAUGGAGAGACUUCUCCUGAAAAACAGUAGUUUAGUAGUGGUUGGUGCUGCAGAAGUGCAUAUUAAGGCUUAACAAAAAUAAUGGGACGUAGGAAAUCCAGGGGGUGUCAGACAUAUUGGUGUCAUUUCACUGACACCUGAGUUUCCAAGUGCUGAAUUAAUACCUGGCACCAGCAGCACACAUUAUAACCAGCCCUGGUACUUUGACACCAUGUGAUCCAAAGGCAAAUGCUGAUUUCUUACAAAUCAAGUAAAAAAUAGUUGUCGCCUAUCCCACUUCUGCAUGACAACUAACUUUAAGCUUUGCUGGUUUUGAUACACUGCCAAAUUAUUACUCAAACCUCGUGGCAUUGUGCAUUAGAAUCAUGGAAUCACAGAAUAUGCUGAGUUGGAAGAGACCCAUCAGGAUCCUCAAGUCCAACUCUUGGCCCUAGGCAGGGCACCCUAAAAGUCAAACCAUGUGCCUGAGAACAUUGUCCAAACACUUCUUGAACUCUGUCAGGUUUGUGCUGUGACCACUUCUCUGGGGAGCCUGUUCAGGUGCCGAGCCACCCUCUGGGUGAGGAACCUUUCCUGAUAACCAACCUAAUUCGCCACUGACAGUUUCAAGCCAUUCUCUUGGGUCCUGUCACUGGUCAUGAGAGUGAAGAGAUGUGUAGCUUCCCCUCCUCUUCCCCUCCUGAGGAUGCUGAAGACCACAAUGAGGUCUCCUCUCAGUCUCCUCCAGGCUGAACAAACCAAGUCACCUCAGCCACUCCUCACCAGGCUUCCCUUCCAGACCCUUUACCAUCCUUGUUGCCAUCCUCUGGGCACUCUCUAAUAGUUAAAUGUCUUCUUUACAUUGUGGCUCCCAAAACUGCCCCCAGCACUUAAGGUGAAGCCACCCCAGUGCAGACCAGAGCAGAGCAGGACAGUCCCCUCCCUUGCCUGGCUGGCCAUGCUGUCCCUGAUGUCCCCCAGGACACACUUGGCUCUCCUGGCUGCCAGGGCACUGCUAACUCACAUUCAACUUGCCAUCAGUCAGGACCCCAGGUCCCUUUCCACAGUGCUGCUCUCCAGCCUCUCAUUCCCCACUCUUUACACAGAGCCAGGGUUGUCCUGUCCCAGGUGCAGAAUCCAGCACUUGCCCCUGCUAAACUUCACACAGUUGGUGAUUACCCAUCUCUUUAAUUUGUCGACGUCUCUCUGCCCUCUAGAGUUGACAGCUCCUCCCAAUUUAGUGUCAUCAGCAAACUUACUUAGUAUUCCUUCAAGUCCUGUGUCCUGGUUGUUAAUGAGAUGUUGAAGAGCACAGGGCCAAGGAUGGAGCCCUAUGGAACCCCACUGGUGACAGAUCACUGGUCUGAUGUCACCCCAUUCACUGUAACCCUUUGUGCCCAGCCUGUGAACCAGCUACUGACCCAUCCAUGACAUGUUUAUCCAGCUGUGUGCUGGACAUUUUGGUCAGAAGGAUACUUUUGAUAGAGUAUCAAAAGCUUUACUGAACUCCAAAUAUAUGACAUCAACUUGCUUCCCUUGAUCAACCAGGUGAAUUACCUUGUCAUAAAAGGAAGUCAGGUUUGACAAGCAGGACUUUGCCUUCAUGAAGCCAAGCUGGCUGUGACCAGUGACUGAAUUGUACUCCAGGUGUUUUUAUAUACCUUCCAGAAUAAUAUUUUCCAUUAUUUUACUGGGAACUGAAGUGAGACUGACAGGCCUGUAUUUUCCAGACUCUUCCUUGAGCGCAACUUGAAUGCAACUUAACCCUGAAGCCAUAAGGGUAUCAACCAGCACCUGGCUCUUAAAAUUAUGCUGGACCUCUUCCUGGGCCUUUGAGCAAGUCUGGGCAUGUACACCUUAUUGGUGGGGAGCUAAAAUACUGCUUCAGCUGAUAUAAAAUCUAGUGAGGUUUUACUUGUCAGGGGACUUGCUCCCUAAGGGGUUUGGUGAGGCCCUUAGUAAUAAGGAAAAGAUGACCCCUCAUACUUUUUACCUGUUUUACAUAGCUCCAAGUAACUUGGAUGAGUGCCAGACUGUGAAGAUGCAGGGUCUCUUUAUUUACUUGCCUUUUGUACUGAAAAUAUAAGAAGCAAAGGUAAUUCUGAUGUAAUACAGCUGUUUUCCACAACCAAGAACGAUGUUUCUAAAUUAACUCCUUUUUUUCCAGUUUUUUAAAUGUUGUAAAAUGAUGGUCACACGCUUCAAAAGCCCUUUUAUACAGAAUUAGCUUUAUAAAAGCAAAGAGUGAGCGAAGAGAAAAUGCUUGGACAAUUCCUAUAAAUAACUCGCAUCAUUUUGAAAACCCUGUUGUUAAUGAUGUUUCCUUUUCAAUACAUUUUUUAAAGACUCUUUUUCCAGGGUUACUAAAGAGAGCAAGUUUUCUUGAUGGUUUACAUUUAUGAUGGUUUGAGAGAUGCAUAGCACAUGACUUUUCCGUCGGAGGCAAAGAUCUUCCAUAACUGGGAUGAUGUGUGUUACCGGAGUCUGCACAGAAGUGUCUGCAACACUGUAAAAGUCAGAGUCUAAGAAUAUAAAAAAAAAAAGUGGAAGAAAACCAGAGCUUAAUGCAACUUUGUACAUUCUUUCAGCAUGCAGGCAUAGACAUGGUAGUGGCAGCACCUUUUCUAUGGACUAGUGAUGUGAGAACUGUGGCAGUUCACUGUAUAACACUGUAUAGCAGCAAUAGGCUUUUUGCUUACUGAAAUAAAGUGUAAGACCAGUGGUUUCCA
Serinus canaria (Common canary) is the source of this 3593-nucleotide messenger RNA. RefSeq names its product maturin, neural progenitor differentiation regulator homolog (gene MTURN). Gene Ontology annotation, biological process: regulation of signaling; positive regulation of megakaryocyte differentiation. The coding region runs from base 24 to 419 and encodes 131 amino acids. The record is from RefSeq and is a predicted model, not a curated record. NCBI's taxonomy places the organism in Eukaryota, Metazoa, Chordata, Aves, Passeriformes, Fringillidae. Gene Ontology annotation, cellular component: cytoplasm. The transcript is spliced from 3 exons.